Messenger RNA from Macroventuria anomochaeta, 567 nucleotides. RefSeq lists its product as uncharacterized. NCBI's taxonomy places the organism in Eukaryota, Fungi, Ascomycota, Dothideomycetes, Pleosporales, Didymellaceae. Bases 225 to 431 code for a protein of 68 amino acids. The record is from RefSeq and is a predicted model, not a curated record. The transcript has a single exon.
GGGGUCGAGUGAGGGAGACAGAACACUGAACAACAACACAACAGAAUAUACUGAUUUUACUGCUUCGCGCGGUUACCCCUGACUUACUGCUCUGCGCGGUUACACCUUCACUUAUUGCAUUUACUGCAACAAAACUAGAUAGCUGCAGAAGCCGGUUGCAGAAAUGAGGCGAGCCUCGAGCCACUCUAGAAGAGCAGUGACUAUACCUGCUUCAGCUGAGCGAGAUGUGCCAGUUCAUCACCAAAGCCGCAGUCGAUGGAUCGUAUAAUGAUCCCUUUUUGGAGACGCCAAAUCGGAGGUCGGAUACCAAAAGCGUCUCCGCGCUGUCAUACAGAACCUCAACGAAUCAUUCGCCGAACAACAUGGCGAAAGGAGGUCACAAAUACAAAAUCAUCGACUCUCAGAGGAGACAACCGAUGCGGAAAUUAUGAUAGUUAGUAGGUGUUAAUACAUGUAUCAUAUCGAUCAUCUGAUUCGUCGGACCCGCGGUCGUGAACUAUCCGGCACUUGCAAUUAGAUGAUCAUCGCAGAUCUGCAACCUUGGACGAGCAUCGUUGAGCAAAAUGC